AUAUCGUCGGUCGCGUUAAACGCAACUUCAAGUCUCGGCUCCGGCGACUGGAAAAGGGCGGAAGAAGGGACACCAGAAUGUCGGAUUCCAAUUCAGAGACCGGGAACUCUUCCACGUCGGAUGACGAAUGGGGGGCAAGCCAAACUUCAGAAACGGGUCCAAAAUCAAAGACUGACUUGGUGGUCGAGGCGUUGGAAUAUAUGGAUCGUAAAUAUAUGUUUUCAUCGGAGCGCGAAGCCGACGCGGACAAGCACCUGACGAUCGACGAUAUGGGCGAGAAACUCAAACGGUUGGAUGAACUGGAAACGAGCCUUCUGCCUUCAAUGAAAGAGCUCAUCGAUCAACUGUUGGACGCACUCGACAUAAAAGGUUCCAGCGAUUAUCCCGGACCCCAGCCAGACCUAGAUUUGACUUUGGAAAUCUUAUCAAAGCUCGACAAGAAUUUGAAAAGAACGGUAUCCUCGGGCGUCUUCCUUGCUCUCGAAUCGCCUCUACCGGAUGAAGACCAUGACCAUCACCUCAAGAAAGCUAAGAUCUUUAGAUGCACUCAUCUCCUCAGUGAAAUCGAAUGCUUGGUGGUCGACGAAAUCUAUGACCUACUUGUUUGUUGCAUGUCAGUGGUACAAUGGUGUGAAAGCUUAUCUGAUUGUUCAGAUGAGGCUUUACUUCAAAGCGAGGUGCUCCUUUCUCGACGAGAAGCAUUGAUGAGUGCAACUCAAUGUCAACAUGAAAUCGAUCGGCUCAUCAAAUUCUCCCAGAAAUCCGACUUGGCUAUCUUACAAGUGACCUGGCUACCCCCAGCAGAUUUACUCGAUAAAGUACUUGUGAAUUUUACCAACCUAACCAAUCCGAGAUUUGAGCGCAAUGCUUGGAUUGUCGAAGAUCAAAGCCAGGAGAGAGAAGCUCCAAGAGAAGAAAUCGUUCAAGUAGCUAAAUCCACCAUCCCGAUCAUCAAGUUGGCAAGAAUCCUUCUGGGUAAACUGUCGCAGCUAUCCAGGAAGGAAGUCCCGUUCACAUUGCACUCGGCGAUUGACUCGAAGUCAGUUGAUCAAUUAACAUCAGCCCAACAUUCGAUUGCUGUACAGUUAGAUAGAAUCGGAUUCACGUUCCUCAAAAAUCAUCGGACAAAUCAAGCGCUCGAACCCAUCUUCGACCAAGCCCAUGCCGUAGUCAAAAAAAUUUCUUGGAUUGUAGAGUCUCAUUUGGUUGACAUAGCAUUUCACCUCGUUCCUUUACCCCACCUGUUGCUAAAUGGUGUCAAUUCUCCCACUCGUCACUUCAGGGCUCAGUUUUAUCCUUGGAAACAGCUUUGGGAUGUCGCUGUUUCUCGUCUCUUGGAUUUAUUGUGCUCCUUUGAAACUGAACAUUAAUAAGAAUCAUCUGAUUCUCAAGGAGAUCAGGUUAAGAAAGCACAUAUCUGAGGUAUUAAGAUCCUGCCAACUCUAUUGCCUUGAUCAUUUCCCUCACAUUGUAUUUGUUUUAUUUAUUUGUUGCAAAAACACUUAAGCAUAUUACUCCCUAUUUGAGCUAUCUCACUAAAUCAG
This is a messenger RNA of Puccinia graminis f. sp. tritici CRL 75-36-700-3, 1544 nucleotides long. RefSeq lists its product as uncharacterized. The record is from RefSeq and is a predicted model, not a curated record. NCBI's taxonomy places the organism in Eukaryota, Fungi, Basidiomycota, Pucciniomycetes, Pucciniales, Pucciniaceae. The coding region runs from base 78 to 1370 and encodes 430 amino acids. The transcript is spliced from 2 exons.